CACAUGUAGUAACAAAUUAUGGCGGGAUUAAAAUUUUUAUUGGAAAUAAUAAUAUUUAUAAUUUGCGCUACAACGCAAUCGACGUGGAAUAUUGCAUCGGCAUCACGACUCAAUGUACCAAGAGUUUUAUUACCAAUAUUCAAUGACUUUCCAGUUAAUUUUACGCUGGAAGUAACCGAAGGAGGUUGUUACCAAUGGUCGACAUCACGCUUAGAUGUUGUCCAUUUAAUUCCCAUGAAUGAAAAUCCCGAUCAUACAUGUUCAUCAGCAGUUGUGGUACAAAGUGUUUCCAGAGAUUUAACUCGUAACACAGCGAUAGUACUGGCAGAAGACAUAAAUACUGGUCAAUUUUUACGUUGUGAUGUAAUUGUUGAUAUGAUAUAUUCUUUAAACUUAGUAACAACGACGAGAGAAUUAUUUAUUGAAGAAGCUCCUGAGGCAUUUGAAGUAAGAGCACAAGAUGAACAAGGAAAUGAAUUUACAACUUUGGCUGGAGUUGAAUUUACAUGGACCAUUGGCAAUGGGGAUAAAAGUUCAAGUGUAGAAACACCUGAUAGUGUAUUAAGAUUCAUAACCUUUCAAGAAUCACCAUACGAAACACCUCCUACAGUUGCAAUGCUCGAUGGCACUGGAAAAAAAGGUAGCAUUGUUUUAUUGGAAGGUGUUAAAACUGGUACAGCUAAAGUGGCAGCUAAAUUACCUCAUUUAGAGUACAAAGAUGUACCAUCUGUUGAAGUGGAAUUAAUUGUUGUUGCGAAUAUUAUUAUUAUACCAACUGAUCUGACAAUAAUGGCAUACGAUAAUAUUAAAUACAAAAUAAUGCAAGUGCAUCAGGGACGUUUGGAAGAAAUAAAUUUGCCGUUUAGUCAAUAUUACUUAGAAGCUGAGCAUCCUGAUAUUUUGGAUAUAGAUAAUGAUAGUGGUAAAGCAUAUGCAUUAUUACCUGGAAAAACUAAAGUACUGCUUCAUGAUAAAAAUGUUAAUGAAGAUUAUAGUAUUGUUCUUCCAACUGCUGUUGUUCAUGUUAAUUCUGUUGAAUAUAUUACGAUUACCGUUUUACCUAACAGAAAUCGUGGAUUAAUAUUGGGUGAAACACAUGAAAUUGUCGUUGAAUUAUUUGAUGCUAAAGAUCAUAAGUUUUACAUUGGAGAUGGUGUUGAAGUAAUAAUGACUAUUGAUUCAAAAUAUUUUCAUUCAAAAUUAACAAGUAAAAAUGGUACUUACGUUGUUGGUGUUCCUAUUUCUUGUGGUACAACUACUGUCGAGGCUAAAUUACAUGGUGUAAUUGAUAAAAACGGUAAAAAAAUUCCAUUAAGCACACCACUGGUUGCUAAAGCUGAUUUAGUCAUUCACACACCGGUGAUUAUUAGUCCAAAAAUAUUAGCUGUACCUUGGGAUCCCAAAAGUAAAUCACGAUUAGAUGUACCUCUAAAAGCAAGUGGAGGUGAUGGUACAUACGUAUGGAACUCAAGACAACCAUCAAUAGCUACUGUAAGUCAAAAUGGAGUUGUAAGAAUUUUAAAUCAAGGUACUAGUGAUAUAGUUGUAUCAAUGGCUCGCAAUCAAUACAAUAAUGAUAGAGCAAAAGUUUAUGUUAUGUUGCCAUCCAAGUUGGAAAUUAUUCAAUAUAGUAUGGAGGCAGCUACAGGUGAACCAAUUCAUUUACAUGUUGCAUUGUAUGGUAAAUUAAACAAUACACCAGAAGCAAAAGAAAUGCUAUUCACUGAUUGCCGUGAUACCUUAUUUGAAAUAUAUAUUUCUGAUAACAACUUUGUACGCAAUGCAACAAGUGAAUUAGUUGAACCAAUCGGUAUAUCAUGUACAACUUUAACAGUAGUAGGAACUGACAUUGGAUCUUCAAGUAUUACAGUAGCUUAUCGUACUAAUGGACAAUAUCUUAUGGAUAAUGUUACUGUAUCGGCUUAUAAACCUUUAACUUCAAUUCAUCCAUCAAGUGCUGAAACUCUUCUUGCUGUUGGAUCCUCCAGAAAAAUUAUUUUCACAGGUGGUCCGCAUCCAUGGACAGGUAAAAUAAAUAGUUUUACUCGAGAAAUCUCAGUUUCAGAUGAAGAAAUAGUUCAAAUUGAUGAACAAGAUAAUACUGGUGGUGUAUCAGUAUUUAAAGUUACUUGUCGUGCUUUAGGUCAAGCAACAUUAACAUAUAAAGUAUUUAAUAAACCAUUUUUACCUAAUUGUCAUAGUACUGGUGCUACUGCAAUGGUACAAGUAAUUUGUGGUAAACCUAGAUACAUUUAUCUUCAACCAGAAUUUAAAGACAGUCAAAAUUGUCCAAUUAGUAAUAAUGCUGAAAGAAUAAUGGUACAUGCUAAUAAACCUCUAAAACUUAUUGUUACGGUAAAAGAUGAAGAUGGUAAACGUUUUGAUAAUAUCACAAGUCUCAAUAUUGAAUGGGCAUUAAAACCAUCGGGUAUUGGAUUAUUUGAAAUAUCACCUGGAAUUUUCGAAGAAACUUUUGUUGAUUAUAAUGUUAUAUUGCCAUUAACUCAUUAUCAAAUUGUUAUUCCAAAAAAGCAUAUGGGUACACUGACAAUAUCAGCUAAAAUUACUGACUAUCAAAAGUACAUACUGGCAAAACUCAAAAUAGCACCAGAAUGGCCACCAUUUCCAAUAACCACCGAAAAAGGUACUUUAGUAACUCCGCGUAUAACAGCAGAAAUAAAUGUACUAUUAGUUAAUGAUACGAUGAUAACUCCAAACAAAAUAAAAUUAUUAAAUGAUCCGAAUGCUAAAUAUUCAUUGCAAGUAAAUCAAGGAUCUGGUUAUUAUGAAUUUAUACUGAGUGCUGAUGAUAUUGCAGAUGUACGUUAUAUUGAACCAACAAGAACAAUAAGUAUUAUCCCUAAAAAAGCGGGCGUACUUCAAAUAGCUUUAAAAGAUCUGUGUUUAGAAUCCACACCAGCGUUUGCAGAAAUUCAAGUUCAACUAUUAGCUGAAAUUGAAAUAAAUAGUGUAAAUAAAGUUGAAAAGGACAAAUGUAUUUCAGCAGUAGUUAAAUUAUUUGAUACUACUGGUAAUUUGAUAGAAUUGCCAUCAUUAGAAGCAUUUGAUCUUCGACCAGAAGUAGAUAAUAAAUUUAUUGAAAUAAUAAGAUUGCCAAUUAAUGAACAAGGCAAUCCACCUUAUUCACAAAUACACUACAUGAUCCAUGGUAUUGAUGAAGGUGAAUCAAGACUUAGUUUUGUUAGUGGUUUAGGUGAUAAGGAAAUACGUAGUGAAUCAAGUAUUAUUCAAGUAUUUAUGCCAUUGAAAGUCGUACACAAAAAUAUAACAAUAUUAAUUGGAACAAUUUAUCAAAUUAUGACAACUGGUGGACCUGCAAAUGCACAAAUUGAAUUUACCGUUGAUGAUGAUAAUAUUGUGACUAUAAAUAAUGAUGGAAUUUCAGAGGGUAAAGCACUGGGUCAUACUAGAGUAAUUGCAAAAGCUGUUGGUCUAGAUUCACAAGGUACUAAAAUAGUUUAUUCAGAAGAUUUUAUAGACAUUCACGUAAUUGAAUUGGAAGGAAUAAGAAUUGUAACACCAACUACAAGAAUAAAAGUAGGUGCAACUAUUCCACUUUGGGCAUUUGGAAUACCAGAUCAACUGACACCUUUAGUAAUCGGAUCCUUGAAAUCAUUACUUGUAUUCACAUGGUAUUCUAGUGAUUCGAAUAUAAUAAAUUUACACAACAUGUAUGAAGGUACGAGAAUUAAUAUACGAUAUCAGAAUGAAGUAACACUAAGAGCAACAGCAUUGAAACCAGGAUUAUCAACUGUUUAUUUAAAUGUUACAAUACCAUCUAAAAUAUCAUCUAGUUUUAAAGAUGAUAUAACAUUUAGUACAUUCCUUAAAAUUGAAAUAAUUGAAGAGUUAAGUUUAAUUAAUCCAGAAAUUUCCACUGGGCUUCCAGUUAUACUUAUGACACCAAAUUCUAGUAUAAAAUUAAAAACAAAUAAAGAUAAUUCUGGUGUUACAAGUUAUAAAAUAGUAUUAUCUGGAAAUUCAAAUGAAUCUGAUGAACCAAAUGCAUUAACUACUACCAAAACAGUGAGUGUCGAUAAAAAUGGUUUUGUUAAAUCUGGUCAUUCAUUAGGUAAAACAAUAAUAUCAAUAACAAAUAUUGAGUCUUACAAUCGAAAACAGUCUAUGAGAAUUAUUAUUGAUGUUAAACCUGUUCAUUAUAUGAUGUUAUCAUUAAGCUCAAAUGUACGAAUACGUGAUGGUGAAGAAUUAAAUAUUUUACCAAAAGGAAUGGAAUUAACUUAUAUAGUUGAGUAUUUUGAUAAUAUUGGAAAUAAAUUUCAUGCCGCUGAAUUAAAAUUCGAUACUAUUUCUAAUCGCGGUGAUUUAGUUACAUUUACAUCAAGACAAUCUAGUAAUCAAGUAAAUGUCAAAUUUCAUAAUAAUGGUGAAUUAGUAGCAAAAGUUUACAGUGAUAAAUAUACAACAGGUAUAUUUGAUUAUGUUCACAUGAUGAUUGGUGAUAUUAUAUUCCCAUCAAAAACAGUACUAACUGUCGGUGAUAUUGUAUGUUUUUCAAUGCCUCUUUUAUCAGCUAAAACCGGUGAUCCAGGAUUUUGGCAAUCAUCAGUACCUGAAGUUCUAUCAGUUGAUGCGGUAACUGGAAUAGGAAGAGCUAAAACUCCAGGACAAACAUUUGUAAGACACAGUUUAACUGACCAUAAACAAGAUGAUAUUGAAGUUAACGUUGAACCAAUAUCAAAAAUAUCAUUGGUAUCCUUGCGAGGUAAAAAUAUUACAGGAAUGGAAAUAUUUAGUGUACCUCUUGUAUUAAAAAGUAAAGAUGAAGGUAUUAAAGAAAAUAACGUUUUAGCAAGAGGCUUAGGUGGUUGUCGUACACGUACAUCAUUUACGUUAGACUCUUAUCCUUUCACAUGUACUGUGCAAAUUGUAUCAACAAUAUCAUCAAUAAAUAUUAAAGAUUUGUUCAUUGCUAAACCACGAUUUGAUAUUGUAAGUGGUUUUUACUACUGUGACAUUAUUCCAAUUGGUACACCGACAAUAGUUUCUAGUACACUAGACACACGUAUUAAAAUCAAUGCUCAUAGUCAUGAUAUAGAAGGCAAAGCUUUAGAAGUUAUUUAUUUACCACCUAUAUAUAUCAAAUCAAGUGAUAUUACUUUUAUAAAAACAAAUCCUCAAGUUAUAGCUACUGCUACACUACAAAUUUAUGGACUUAAAAAUGUAUUAGAACAUAGUACACUUCAAGUACCAGAAGGUGUAAUAAUUAAUUCGUAUGAAUUAACUACAAUGUCGACAUUGCAAUUUAAUUUACGAUUAAUGCCAGACAGAGACGAUAUUCAAGGUCAAAAAAUAAAUGUAAUUAAUGAUCUUACUCGACAAAAUAUUUCACUUAUUAUUAGAACAUCUCAAAAUGAAUAUAAUACAUUGUCUGGUAUAAACUGGAUAGACUGCUUAUGCUAUCAUCAGUAUACAAUAAUUACAUUUGCCAUAAUUAUUAUUACAAUGAUUUGGAUGUGGAAAAAUAAAAUAGCAAGUGUUAAUUUAUCUGUGAGAAAUACAAGUGUUUUUGCAGAUAAAAGUCCACCACCUUUAAAAAAAUCACCAAAUCAUAUCAACGCCAAUUCUACAAUGAAUCGCACAAUUAAUUCAUCUAGUCCACAACGAAGUCCAGAAUCACCUUUAAGGCCAUUUUCAGCUUUUGAACCGGUGUAUGGUGAUCCACGCGGUUUUUAUACGCCAAAUACUAGACGAAACAUAUCCUUUAAUUGUUCUUAACUAGUAAAAAUUUAAAUAAGUUAUUGAUAUACUCAUGAGGACUUGUGAUAAAAUUUGAUUUUCUUAAACAGAAAAGAAUAAAAAAGAAUAACGCGUUGAAUAACGUAAUUUGAGUUAGUUCCAAUAGUAAAAUAUAAUAUAAAAAUUCAUGUACUUUAGUUGCCAUUUACUAAUAAUUUAACGAUCUAUUGUUUUAUACGUAAUUUUUCUUUUUAUCGUUAAAUUUCUUGAUUUGAAAAGAAAAAAAAACUCAUAUAAGGUUUGACUAUCUUUAGUUAUCAAUAAGUUAAUUUAAAAAUUACUAUAUAUACGUUUAAUAAAUUAAAUUAAAUUACCUCGUAAUAUUAAAGUAAAAUGCUUCCAACUUUGAAUAUUAAAAAUAGAUAAAACAAAAUUUCAAUCAAAUGUUUUACUGCGAUUUAUUUUUUAUUGUAAUUUAAAUUAAAUAGUAAUAAUUAAUAAAUGAAAUAUUUUGUUUUUCAUUAA
Microplitis demolitor is the source of this 6246-nucleotide messenger RNA. It is a transcript of the gene Gp210, whose product is annotated as nuclear pore membrane glycoprotein 210. The transcript has 4 exons. Gene Ontology annotation, cellular component: nuclear pore. NCBI's taxonomy places the organism in Eukaryota, Metazoa, Arthropoda, Insecta, Hymenoptera, Braconidae. The record is from RefSeq and is a predicted model, not a curated record. Bases 19 to 5760 code for a protein of 1913 amino acids.